AUGCAGCGCAACAUCGACAAGGCAGCGGGGAGGCCACUGACUGGGCUGUACGACGGCCCCACCAUUACAACCAAGGACGGCGCCAGACCACUCUUUGCUUCCGAGAACGCGCGUCACCCCAACCGCGGUCAGGCACCACGCAGAGCGCCAACGCCACCGCACGCCCCGCAGUUCGCCGCACCCUCUGCAACGCGAGAAGACAUGAUAGCGCCGCAGUCCGAUUCCUACCAGCGCGAUCUCCGCAGCGAUCCCACGUACGCGGAUGAUUUAGAGCAUGUCGUGGCGGCACGCCAGCGGAUUAUGACCGCACAAAGCGACUCUUACGGUGAGGCGAUGCGCGGGAUGGUGGCUCCGCCGCCGCCGCUGGACCCCCACGCGCCGCCGGCGUACCGGCAGCCUCGUGUGCAUCUGGAUGAUAGCUGGUGGUUGCUGAUGUGGUCCUUCGUAGUCCUUUUCAUUGUGUUGGCCAUGUAUGGAAAGUAG
This is a messenger RNA of Leishmania braziliensis MHOM/BR/75/M2904, 483 nucleotides long. RefSeq lists its product as hypothetical. Bases 1 to 483 code for a protein of 160 amino acids. The record is from RefSeq and is a predicted model, not a curated record. The transcript has a single exon. Lineage: Eukaryota; Euglenozoa; Kinetoplastea; Trypanosomatida; Trypanosomatidae.